This is a messenger RNA of Alternaria rosae, 19966 nucleotides long. RefSeq lists its product as uncharacterized. The transcript has 4 exons. The record is from RefSeq and is a predicted model, not a curated record. Gene Ontology annotation, biological process: amino acid activation for nonribosomal peptide biosynthetic process; secondary metabolite biosynthetic process. Gene Ontology annotation, molecular function: catalytic activity; phosphopantetheine binding. Lineage: Eukaryota; Fungi; Ascomycota; Dothideomycetes; Pleosporales; Pleosporaceae. Bases 1 to 19749 code for a protein of 6582 amino acids. Gene Ontology annotation, cellular component: cytoplasm.
AUGCAAUACGACGAACAUAGUAGAAGCCGGAGGCUCCUACAUACCAUCUUCGAGAGUCAAGUUUCUUCGUCACCGGAUAGGAAUGCCAUCCAAAUAUACACUCUUGGAUCAUGCCGGUCCAUCACAUACGAUGAACUCAACUCGGAAGCAAACAGAAUAGCGAGGUUGAUUGGAUCCAUCAAGCUACCGCAAGCAAACACGUUUGCCAUCUGUAUGGAUAAAGGGCCGACUCUUAUCGCGGUCAUUCUGGCCGUUCUGAAGUUAGGGUGUGCUUGGUCACCAGUUGAUCCAAAAGCUCCGGUCAAGCGGAAAAACGCAAUAUUGCAAUCGCUUGGUGACUGCCACCUCUUGAUAGCACCGGAAUAUGCAGCUGAGUUUCAGCAAUUUCCGCUGUCCACGAGUGUCUUUGUCUGGGACGAAUCGAUCUGCUCCGCUCUUUUCCAUCUAAGACCGGAAACUCGGAUACUUCAGUUUGCACAUAUCACCUUUGAUAUAUUUGCCCUGGAUUUGUUCAUGUCACUCAGCAUUGGUGCUUGUCUAAUCCUUGGGGAUACCGCCGAGAUUCUUACUGACAUAUCGUCCUUCAUGAUCUCUACGCAAACGAACUACACGCAAUUGACUCCAUCUGUCAUUCAGUUGCUUGAUCCAGAACGGAUCAAUGCGAAUGGCAGACUUCAAAUCUUGGCUAGCUCUGGCGAACCUAUAACGGAGGGCAUCGUUCGCGCGUGGGCGGGUAGACUACAGCUGUUCAACUGUUAUGGCCCGACUGAGACUGACGUUGUUACUGCUCAUCGAAUAACGGCGAAUUCAUCGCCGCAUUGUAUUGGAAAGGAGCUAGCUGGAUGCAAGGUGUCCAUCAGAGAUGAUCACGGAAUCGAGCUGCCUAGAGAUACCAUUGGGGAAAUCUGCGUGUCGGGAAUCCAAGUCAUGAACCAAUACCUCAAUGCGCUCAACGAGACGCACUGGCACUUGGGGAGACCAGAGGGCCGGAUAUAUCGCACCGGCGACUUGGGAAAGACCGUAUCUAGCGGAGACAUCUUCUGUUUCGGCCGCAAAGACCACCAAGUGAAGGUACGAGGCAACAGAGUCAAUCUCGUCGAUAUCGAAGAUACCAUUCGGUGUAUGUCGGACAUAGAAUCCACUACCGUGCUUCUACCGAGCGCCGGUCCUCUUCAAGGCGAACUUUGUUGUUUCCUACAAGUCGAUCUGGACGGGUGCAGUUCGCACCGCGGAGCAGUGCCCACGCUGGAGCCGAACACUUCUGCAGAAGCUAUGCAUGUGACCAAGACGGUACUAGAGGAAUUGGAAAAGUCAUUGCCGACUGCAGCAGUCCCAACAAGUUGGUGGCUCCUCCAAAAUACGCCGCUGACCACAAGUGGGAAGGUCGAUCGCCAGGCCUUGUCGCAAUGGCUCGAGUCGUGCACCCAACCCGAACUUCAGCUUCGAACAUAUCCUGCAGCAUCUAGCAUAGGCGAAUCUCCAUCUUCAUCCGACACCUACGUGGACACAAGUAUAUUGGACUCGGCCGGACCCGAGCAAGUGAUCAGAUCAAUUUGGGCCAAGUUACUCAACAUGGAUACUAUGAACAUCCCCACAGAUCGAUCAUUCUACGCCAUGGGCGCUCAUUCUCUCGUGGCUGUCAGGCUGGUCGCGGCAAUACGGGCUCACGGGAUCAACUUCACCAUGCGGACGCUUGGCGAUGCUGAUACGAUUAGGAAGCAAGCCAUUUUGCUCACCUAUCCGGGAAGUCGGCUCAACACAGCUUCGAAAUAUGAAGCAGAGGUUCCUUAUGCCCUGAUAAACGCUGAGAUCGAUCGGUGCCGGCUAAUGGAAGCGGCUUCCACGGUGUGCUCCGUCCCCCAAGAAUGUAUUGACAACAUCUAUCCAUGCACACCGAUGCAAAGCGGAAUCAUGGCCGCCUCACUACAGCAUCCUGGAACAUACAUCUGCGACAUGACCCUGGGUACAAGGGAUGAAUUAGACCAACCUGCUUUCGAUGUCGCCUGGUCGCAGCUUGUUGCUUUGGAACCCAUCUUUCGGACCAGGAUUGCGAUGAUUCCCGAUCUUGGUAUGUUUCAGGUAGUCCUGGCUCCCGCCCAAUGUUUGAAUCCAAUGGAUGCUCGCCUGUUCGAUAUGGGACUCGGCUCUCCAUUAUGGACUUACCUAUAUGAAGACUCCACUGUCCAUUUUCGUAUCCAUCACUCGAUCCUGGACGGUGCACAGGUAUCCCUCAUGCUUCAAAAGCUUAGUAAUCUCUACGACAAGCGCAUGAAAAGUAAGGAGAUGUCACCGUCUCAAACAGAGCUCGAUGCUAUGAGGGGGACUCCUUACACCCAAUUCGUGCACUCAAUCAUUCGAAAUGCUGCGUCGAGUGGUUCCCGGACUUUCUGGCUGGACAUGAUGAAGGACCAAUCUCCCACAGAUUACCCGACCGUCACAUCCACUGUUCCAAGGCACAGUAAGAGUCGUGCGCUCAAUUUGACGAUUCAAAGUGAUUACCGGAAAUUGGCCGCCGAAAGUGAUGUACCUCCAGGAGCACUUCUAGGAGCCAUAUGGUCCAUAGUGUACAGUGGUUUUGCUGAUACACCAACUGUAGUUUACGGAAUGGUUCACUCGGGUAGAGAUGCUGCUGUUGACGGAAUAGAAGGCAUUGUCGCUCCGACAAUAGCGAUUACACCAAUCGUAGCCGGGAUCGACCCCAGAAUGGCAUUCGUCAACCUCGCGGCAUCUUACCAUAAAGCCUUGUCCGAUAUGAUACCCCAUCGCCAUUUUGGGCUCCAACAUAUACAAGCACUAGGACCCAACUACAGAACGGCUUGCGAAUUUCGAGCACUCCUAGUCAUUCAAUCGGAACUUGAUCUACCGAUACAUGAAGGACCCUUGGUAUUGGAGAGUGUCUCUGAGGCUCGCUACGAUUAUCCUCUUGUUCUUUGCUUGACCAUGAAAUCGAAUCAAACCCUGGUAAUCGACACUAGGUACGAAGAGACUUUCAUCUCCGAAGAAGCAGUGCGCUGUAUCCUCAACCGCGUUGAGGACGUUAUCAGGCAACUCGAGUACUUCGGCAUCCAACGCACUGUAAAAUCUCUCCAAACACCAUCGCAAACCCAUCUCGAGCACAUAAUUACGUCGACUAUUGCACCUGCCGCUGUAGAGAUGCGCGUUGAGGGCAUUUUCGACGCAUCUGCCCUUAUAGCUCCCCAAGAACCCGCAAUAUUCGACCAGGAGCUGGGUAUCUCAUUGACAUACUCUGAUGUUAAGCGGCUUUCGAUGAUACUUGCACGUACCGUUCUCCAUCGUGGCGCCGAACCCGGCUCCAUGAUUCCACUUUGCAUUGGCAACAGUGCUUACGCAGUACUUGCUAUUCUGGCAAUUCAUCAAGCUGGGUGUGCAUAUGUCCCCAUCAACCCCGAACACCCGAUGAAACGGCAAGACGUUGUCAUGGAACGGGUCAAAGCGGACAUCUUGCUCUGCACAUCAAAUGCGUGUGCGAAUUAUUCCCAUUUUGCAGGCCAGAUCAUCAAUGUAGACAAAAUAGUUCCAUUAUCCCCCAGACAGACUUCAGCAUCGGUAGAUCGAGGAGUUAGUGAAUGGGAAAUGGCUGAACCAGAAACAUACGAAAGCUCGAAUCCAGAAGAAGACGGGGUUCAAGUCAGGCCUCCGGGCAGUCACGUGGGGCAAUCAGCAGACACAGCGUCUGUCCUUUUCACAUCUGGUUCGACUGGUGUGCCGAAAGGCGUAGAGCUCACCCAUCAAAAUAUCGCGACCGCUGUCCACAGUCUCAUUGAUUCAUUCCAGCUGAAGCAGGGCACCCGAAUGUUUCAAAUUGCGAGUCUUGCUUUUGAUCUGAGUCUGCUAGAGAUAUACGGUUCAUGGGCACGGUGUGGGUGCGUAUGCAUUCCUUCCAAGUAUUCGCGUAUGAACCGAACUUCGGAAUCUCUGAGAGAGAUGCAAGUGGACACUGUUAUUGCCACUACAACAGUUGCAAGUUUGAUUCGGGUAGAGGAUGCAUCGCAGCUUCGGACAAUGGUGCUCGCGGGUGAGAGACUUAGCAGGGAAAUCGCGGACCGCUGGGCCGCCAGAAUAUGCCUGUACAACCUCUACGGCCCUACUGAAGGUUGUAUCGGGGUAACUUCGACACGAAUACUCCCGGACUACCUUGAGCUUCAAAACCUUGGAGCUUCCAUGAACGCGAGGAUCUGGAUCCUGGACGGAGAUCGCAAACCCGUUCCUUCCGGCUAUCUGGGUGAGAUUGCAAUUUCAGGACCAACCGUAGCCCGAGGAUAUCUGAAAGAUCCUGCCAGGACAAGGAACUCAUUCAUCACCAUAAUGCCAUCCGGAAGUAGAGAAUCCGAGCAGACGGCGUACCUGACGGGUGACUUUGGGCGUCGAACAGGAAAUGGGGACAUUUUGUUCCAGGGGAGGAAAGACUACCAAGUGAAAAUCAAUGGUAUCAGGAUUGAACUCGGUGAAAUCGAUGACAGCAUUGUCAGUGCAUCACCGGAUAUUCGCAGCGUGGCCGUCAUUCAUAUCUCGAACAGGCUUGUGGCUUUCAUCGACGACGGUAUGGGUGCAUCUGUGAACGGGGAAACCACCUUCCACACGAUAACUCCUGGUCGAAACGCCACAAUUUCACUUAUUCGGACCCAUCUCAAAGCACGGUUACCGACGUACAUGCUUCCCUCGCAGUUUCUCUUCGUUACGCAAUGGCCGAAGACAUCGAAUGGGAAGACCGACCGCAACGCGCUCAUCGCAGCCUAUCGAAAUGAGCACUCCAUGAUCACUUCGCAUUCACAGAGUGGUAAUAAAUGCCAGGAAAUUGCAUAUGAAGACUUAUCAGGCCGCAAAGAGUCAAAGAAUUCAUCUUGGUUUAGGAACACGCUCCACCGCGUCCUUGGUCUAUCCCAUGGUGUCCGCAUCGAUCCAUUCGCCUCUUUUUUCGACAUCGGGGGGGAUUCAUUUGCUGCGAUGAAAUUCGUUGCCGCAGCUCGCACAGACAACAUUGGAAUAUCAGUCCAUGAUAUCUUCCGUAAUCCUACUCUAAGUGCUAUGUACGACCAUAUGUUUGGCAAGAAACCCGAGGCCAGAGAGCACAUUGCGCAAAUCAGUACCGAUGUUCAAAAGUUCUCACUGAAAAGUUUCGUCGACCCGCAAGAGGUUGAGAGCCUCACGGGGCUCGCUCUGAGUCUUGUGGACGACAUUUAUCCGUGUACCCCCUUCCAGGAAGGUGUGGCUGCCCUCGCGUCGCUAUCUAAAGGCCUCUACGUGACUCGUCACGUAUUUGCAAUUACUCCUUGUGAUGAAGCCCGUUUCAAAGCGGCUUUAGCACUUGUCAUUGAGCGUAGCGCUAUCCUCAGGACUACCAUCGUGGCACUCAAGACUCUAGGAGCCCUACAGUUAGUAAUUUGCCCAGAGGCCCCGUCAUCACCCCGGAUCAAACUCCACGCCGCCAUCGCCGAUCUGAAAUCUCAACCGGUACAAUUGGAGGACCAGUAUCUAUUCAACUUCGAUCUUGUCGUGAAAGAUGGAUCGAUCAACACAUUUGCCGUGACCAUGUCACACGCCGCCUAUGACGGAUGGAGUCAAGAGCUUUUGUUGCAAGACAUUUCCACAGCCUACUGCGAAGGAAGUUUGCUGCCUCCAUCAGCCACUUUCGCUUCGUUCAUCUCCUAUCAGCAUCAGACCUUGCACCAUCCGCGCACAAGGCAGUUCUGGUCGGCUUAUCUUUCGAAUGCGCAGAGUUCGUCUUGGCCAUACGAGCCGCGCCACAGUCACGAGUCUAUACGUGCAGAUCAGCGCUAUUCAUCUGCAGCAAAAGUCUCAUGGCCUAGCCAAGGAAGACUGAAGUCAGCCAUACUUCGCGGUGCCUGGGCUCUUCUUCUCGCGAAGUAUGAGAACACGAGAGAUCCAUGCUUCGGCACAAUUUUCUCUGGAAGAGCCAGUGACUUCCCACAUAUUGAGUCCGUUCGCGGCCCUACCAUGUCUGCUGUUGUUGCACAUGUGAUCCUGGACCCAGAAGAAUCCGUCGCAGGCUUUUUGAAACGGCAGCAGGACGAUUUUACGGCAAUGUCACCUCACAGUGCCUAUGGCCUACAGAACAUUAGGAAGAUCUCUGAGGACGCUGCCAAUGCUUGCGAGUUCCGUACGAUGUUGGUGAUACAGCCCAUGGAGAUCUCAGAGCCAAAGUCUACACGGAAGAUUGCAUUCGAAUUGAUCGAAGAAACCAUGCCCGGGGGCUACGCGGUCACCCUGGAUUGUGUCCCAACGCAAGAAGGAAUCAAGCUCUCUGUCUCGUACGAUACUGUAUGGAUUUGUUUCGGGGAAGUGCAACGGCUCGCUGAGCAGUAUCUUCACGUGGUAAAGCAAAUGUCAAUCCGCGUGUAUGAUGAAUCAACUUUGAACGAUAUCGACAUGGUCCCUAUACAGGACUUGGAGCAAAUCCAGCGAUGGAACUCUACCCAAUUGAAGCCUCAGAAGAAGAAUCUCUAUGAGCUUUUUCAGGCUGCAGCACGGAAAUACCCUUACUCGCCAGCCAUUGAAGGACCCGGUGGACAGGUCAUCUCUUAUUGGGAUCUUGAGCUACAUGUCUGCGCUGUGGCCGAUAUCUUGAAGAGUAAUGGAGUGAAAGCACACCAUAAGAUCCUCAUCCGGAUGGACAAAUCACCGCACCAGAUUUCGGCCGUCCUCGCUAUCCUUCGAGUUGGCGCGACAUUCGUGCCCAUCGAUAUCGAGUGGCCCCAGAGAAGGGUUAAGAGGAUUGCUGAAUAUACAGCUGCAGCAUUCGCUCUAGUCGACCUUGGUAAAUCUCUCUUCGAAACACCACCGAGCCUACUACAGAUUGCUGUUCAUGCACUUCCAAGCAAAACUCCUGACCCAGCCGGCUGCCAUGAUCCACCUGACCUAGUAGAGCCAGAAGACCUAGCGUACAUAGUCUAUACAUCAGGAUCUACUGGAGAGCCGAAAGGGAUUCUCAUACCUCACAUAGCUGCGUGCACGGCAAUUGUGGCCCACCAGCACCAUCUAGAUCUCAACUUCAACUCUCGAGUUUUCCAGUUCGCAUCUCUCACAUUCGACAUGAGCAUCACAGACAUAUUCGGUACUCUAUCAGUCGGUGGCUGCAUUUGCCUUCCAACCGAACACGAAAGACUUUUCGAGCUUGAGAAGACAAUUCAAGAGAGGCAAGCAAACUGGAUCUCUCUCACACCUAGUGUCGCUAGUUUGUUGAACCCCGAAAAUGUUCCAACAGUGAAGACGCUGGCUCUAGGCGGAGAACUCGUUUCCCAAAGUCUCCUGGAUACAUGGGUGGAUAAGGUUCAUCUCAUCAAUAAGUAUGGGCCGACCGAGACCACUAUAACCACUACAGUUUGUCAUCUGUCGGGAGAUCCUUAUUGUAUUGGCAACGGAAUUGGAACAACGUCCACCUGGAUUGUCGAUCCGCACAACCAUACUCGCCUCGCUCCAAUAGGAGCAGUGGGCGAACUUCUAUGUGUCGGUCCAGCGGUGGCUUAUGGAUACCUGAACAACCCUGAAGGCUCCUCUAAGGCGUUUGUCACGCCACCACCCUGGGUUGACCAACAAAGCAAGGCAUGGAAAGCAUAUCGAACGGGUGACUUGGUGCGAUACAAUGCGGAUUCUUCUAUCCGUAUUCUAGGUCGCGCUGAUAGACAGUUAAAGCUUCGUGGAAAGCGUGUUGAGCUUGCAGAAAUUGACACUGCGAUCAUACGCACGGGAGUCGUCGAUCAAGUCGUAACGGAUGUUAUUCGACGGAACGAAACCCCUCUUCUGGUCUCGUUCAUCACAGUCGUUGCUUCUGAUAUGCCAGAGACAUCUACGACGACUACUACUGUAUUGAGGAACUCUCACAGUCAAACUCAGACCGUCCAACAUAUCAGAAGCUCCAUUCAACAGGAUCUGCCGGUAUACAUGCAGCCAUGGGCCAUCAUCGUAGUCAACGCCAUUCCUCGUUCCAGUUCAGGGAAGGUCGAUCGUCAUGUGCUGCAAAGUAUUGCGAAGACAUGGUCACCUGAAGAUCAAGAAGCAACUCAUGCAGCACUCAAGUCGCCUAGUUCCGGAACAAUGUCUCGACUCGAGCUCACCGUACAGGAGUUGUGGUCAGAAGUACUGGGUAUCGAGAAACAGGGAGUAGGAUCAAAUGAUACAUUCGCCAGACUAGGGGGCGACUCUCUUAGCCUCAUGCGCCUCGCGUUCUCAUUGAGAGCAAAAGGCCACUUCGCAGAUGUCAGCAAGGUUCAUCUGGGACUGACACUGAAGCAAAUGGUCCAGCUGUUCACAGGAAUUGAUCAAGCGCGUGAGACACGGAAACCGCCAGAUGUUGAGCCCUUCUCACUGUUGGCGAACGUGUCGAUUGCAUCACUUCGCGAAACCAUCAGACGGUAUCUCCAUACCCCCCUGGACGAUAUAGUCGAUGCCUACCCUAUGUCACCUAUGCAGAUAGCGCUUAUUGCUUCGUCCGCAAAGAGCCCGGGAUCCUACACCAACAAGAUAACUUUCACGCUUCCAAAAUCUGUUGAUCUCGACCGACUGGACACAACCGUACGGCAGACUGUUGAGCACCAAGAGAUUCUCCGAACUGUGUUUCUUGCGGAAUUUGAAGGUGCUUCAGUCCAAGCUGUGCUGCGCAACGGGUCUGUAGUUCAACGAGGUCCUCCGAGUACUGAAGAGUCCCUUCAAAAUGAACAAGUUCCUCGGGUUUAUCUUCCGGCUGUAUUCUACCUUGAGAGGACGAACGCAUGUGUCUAUUUGCAUGUCAUCAUCCAUCACGCAGCAAUGGACGCGUUUUCGAUACAAAUGCUUGCACAUGACUUGCAUUGUACGUGGUCAGCCCAGCCACUACUGGAGCGGCCGGCAUACCGUACGUUCAUCAGGCACAUAGAGAUGGUCCAUUCGAAAGACGAUACUAGAGAAGCAUGGGAAGCUUUCUCGGAUCGCACGCUUCCAACGCAAACUCCUAUCCCAGAGGGUCUCGAGACUCCUGGGCAGCCUGGGCAAUGCAUAGUCCAAGUGCAAAUGCCGCCUUCGACAGAAAGCGAGUGGUCUCCAUCUGAGUUACUCACUGCUGCGCUGGCCAUUCUACUGCGUCAUAAAAGUGGCGCUUCCUCGAUUUGCUUUGGCUUAGUACUGUCAGGCCGCUUAGACAAUCUCGAUGGACUUGAGAAAGUCGCUGGGCCGACAUUUACCACCAUUCCUAUGAUGUGUGAUGUCGAGCCAAUGGCGUCGAAGCAGGCUCUCCUUCAAGCAAUGCGAGAUGAUCUUCAGAGAAUCAGGACUCACCAGCAAUUCGGGCUCAGUAACAUAGCCAAAUUGAAUGACUGCGCUCGGAAGGCAACCUCGUUCACGACUCUUAUGGUUAUUCAACCUGAGAGUGAGGCGAAUAACCAAGGAAUUUUCGAUCAACACACUUGCGAAGCGUUACGUCCCACAGCCCAAUACCCACUGGAGAUAGAAUGCAAGCUUUCUAGGGGCGCUGCAGAAAUAAAAAUGGCAUACGACGGAAAAGUUAUUGGCGCAAAGGAAGCAGACUGGCUCAGCAAUCACCUAAAGCAAAUCGUCGAGAGAGAUUUAAUUGGAAACGAACAGCUGAUGCAGCCUUUACAAGACUCUAUGAUGAUUACCAAUGAAGAUGAGAUGCAGAUCGAUGCUUGGAACUCGACAGUUAUCGUUCCGGAAACACGAUCAUUGCAUACACGCUUCUCAGAGACCGCUACUAGGUAUCCCGAAGCAGAAGCAAUCGUAUUCGACGACACGAGAUACACGUAUAAUGAGUUGGAUCAUCUAUCAUCCGUCCUAGCACACCACCUGGUCAGUCACGGUGUAGAGCGUCGGGACCGGGUUCCACUCAUGUUCGAGAAAUCUGCAACCGUGGUCGUAGCUAUGUUAGCUGUGCUGAAGACUGGCGCUGCGUAUGUGCCUUUGGACCCACUGCAACCAAAAGCCCGGCUUCAAUCUAUGAAGGACGCCAUCGGGAGCGAUAUCAUUCUUUGUGAUCCUUCAAUGCAAGACAGAUGCCAAUUGUGGAAUCGCCAGAUCCUGACUGAUCAUUCAUUGUUGCUAUUGCUCCAGGCUCAAGGAGAAAAGCACCAGCUGACGGGUACUGUGAGCUUUGAAGACCCGGCAUACAUCAUGUUCACAAGCGGCUCAUCUGGAACGCCAAAGGGCGUCGUGAUCUCUCAUGGAGCAGCUUCUACGAGUAUUCGCGAUCAAAUCUCUUCGUUCAAUUUCGGAUCUGGUUCCAGGAUCAUGCACUUCUGCUCAUACACAUUUGAUGUGAGCGUUAUGGAGAUUUUUGCCACACUUACGUCAGGCGCAACUCUCUUCAUACCGUCGGAGCAAGAUCGAAUGUCGAGUCUGGUGCAGUAUAUGCAGAAGAAUGAGAUUCAGACUGCGAUUCUCACGCCAACCGUGGUUCGAAGUUUUCUCAAGCCGGAGAGAGUUCCUAGCUUGUGUCAAUUGAUCUUAGUCGGGGAGCCCUGCAAUCAGAAUCUGAUAUCGGAAUGGUGUAGCUGUGUGCAGCUCAUCAAUGACUACGGGCCGACCGAGACUACGAUCGAUUCCGCCACGAACACAAACAUCACCAAGAAAACGAAAGCUACUAAUGUUGGGCGGUCAAUAUCUGGGCACUUGUGGAUUGCACGACAAACCGAUCCCAGACAGCUUUGUCCACUAGGCGUUGCCGGUGAACUAUUGAUAUCGGGACCGACGCUCGCCAAUGGCUAUUUAAACGAUCCCGAGAGAACUUCACAGGCGUUUAUUGAUGGCACCGAGUUACCCUGGGCUCAGAAGAUGACCGCUAACCCAAGUCGACUUUACAAAACUGGAGAUCUGGCAAGAUAUUCCCAGGAUGGUGAAAUUAACAUCUUGGGUCGGAUCGACAGUCAAAUCAAAUUGAAAGGACUCCGAAUCGAGGUUCAAGAGAUAGAGUACGCCCUUGAGGGCUUUGAGCCAUCUUUGAGGGCAGGGGUGUUGUUGACAAGAUCAGCCAGUGGUGAAGAUUCGCUCUUCGCCGUAGUGAGCAAAGAUGUUUGGCGAAGAAAUUCGGAGUCCAGUGCGCUGCAGCUCACGGAAGAGUUAAGCUCUUGGAUUGAUUUGCUGUCAAAGCAUGUUGCGAAGGUUCUACCGGGACAUAUGCGGCCAUCUAGCAUUGUUCCUUUAACACACCUUCCGACUAUGACAUCUGGCAAGCUUGAUCGACGAAAGCUUGGAGAGAUUGCAGGGAAGCUUGUUGAAAAAGGGCCUUUGAUGCGCCAGUGUCAAUCUUCUUCGAACACUAGCAAAAUCGUAGUGUUUGCGCAAUCAGAGUAUGACCUGCGGGAUCAGUGGGCUCGAACUUUGGGCGUAGACGUCAAUGAGAUCUACCCUGACUCGGAUUUCUUCUCUAUGGGCGGCGACUCUCUUUCCGCCAUGAAGCUCUCUUCGGCGUUCAACACCAAUCGGAGACUUUCCGUAAAGUCAAUUUUCCAGUAUCCUGCUCUUGGCGACAUGGCAAAAGCAGUCGAGACUGUGAGUUUGGCUGGAGCAACGGGGUCUAAUGCCACUCUCGGACUACACUACCAAUCACGAUUGAGAUUAACAACGGAUCUCUUCGCGAGUGUCGCCGAAAUUUGUGGCGUCCGUAUGCAGGAAAUUGAGAAUGUUUUCCCAUGUUCCCCACUGCAAGAGGGACUCUUCACAGCCUCUUUGCUUUCAAGCGGAUCUUACUGCGCUUGCUUGGCGUAUAGAUUGGCUCCAGAGGUGGAUUUAGGCAAAUUCUGUGCCUCGUGGGAAACUGUGUAUCAGUCAAACCCAAUUCUUCGUACACGCAUCGUUCGCGAUUAUCAAGAGACUACCCAUUUCCUCCAAGCUGCAAUACGUCAGCAACUGCGGUGGAGGAUAGUCGAUACCGAGGGGGCAGCCACUGAGCAGUUCGAUGUGGCUUUAGGCGGAGAGCUUACUCGGUGGAUCAUACUCAACGGUAAGGGCGGCGCUAGACGAUUCAUGCUCUUCAUACAUCACGCCCUCUACGACGAUAUCACGCUAAAGAACAUAUUUUCCGAUUUUGCGCAACUGUAUACGAAAGGAUUUCUGGACGUGGCGCCAAGGCUGUUCGGCAUGCAACAUUACAUAGGGUUCUUGGAGAGUCUAGACGAAAGCGGCAUGAUCGAAGAGUGGAAGACGUUGCUAGAGGGAGCGAUCGCCCUCCCCUUUCCGCCGAGAAAGUCGCCUAGCUACAAGCCGCUGACAAAUCGAACUACGGAGAUUCUCACUGCAAAUGCUCGUAGCGGUGACCCCUGGCGAUCGAAUCAAACAUCAAUCCUUCGAGCCGCUUGGUUGCUCACUAUCGCACGCCACCAACACGCGGUUUGUGACGGCGUGAAUGUUUGCUUCGGUACGGUUCUUUCCAGUCGCACGUCGGCUGUACCUGGGCUCGAACAGGUUAUAGGACCCAUGAUCCAGUCUGUACCGGUGGUCGAAUUCGUCAACAGAACGGAAACCCUUUCCGACUUUCUCCAGCGCAUACGUGCAAAGUAUGUGCGAGCGAUGGACUCAGGUCAUCUUGGGCUCAAGAAGAUCAGAUCAAUCGGGCCCGCGCAUGCCUCUGCAUGUGAUUUCAACAACUUGUUCGUCAUUGCAAACGGGGAACCUGAAGAGGAUUAUCUCCAAAACGACCGAAUCGAAGGCUUUACUCGCCUCAAGCAAGAGCUACAGCACCCUUACGGGUUAGUCUUCGAGUGUACCCCCACACCAACGGGCGUGACAUUUUCAGCUUCGUACGACUCUACUGAACUGGAGGAACUCGCAGUGUCCAGGCUGCUUGACCAUUUUGGAACCGCAUUUGGGCGACUCAUAGAGUUGCGCGACAGCAGUACCGCCAAGGUGUCCGAAGUCCUCUCUUACUUAAGCAAUGAUGCUGAGUCGAGCUUAGUAUGCUCUUGGAAUGAAAUACCCGCUAUACCCGAUGAUUUCCUCCACGAACGAUUUCUAGCCGCCGCAAAGAGGUGGCCAGGCAGAGAAGCUGUGUUCGCACAUGAUCGUUCGAUGACUUAUAAGCGACUUGACCAGGAGUCUUCAAGUUUGGCCGACGAACUUGCCAAUGCUGGAGUACGAGCUGGAUCUACGAUACCGAUCUGCUUCGAAAAGAGUAGCUACAUGCUCGUUACGAUACUUGCUGUGCUCAGAGCAGGUGGGGCGUACGUUCCAAUAUCACCAGAUCAUCCACCGAAGCGACAGGCAUACAUCAUAGGACAAUGCAACACAGAGCUUCUUUUGGCAUCAAGUGAGCAAGCCAAGGUGCUUCGUGAGGCACUGCAUACUACCAAGACAUUCAUCUGCGUUGAUCAGCUGUUUUUCAACCGUCAACCGGUCAACAAAAUGUCCCCACCUUCAACAGAAUACCCUGCUACUACUAGCAAGUCUUUGGCGUACAUUCUAUACACCUCGGGCUCCACCGGUACUCCCAAGGGAGUUGCUGUGAGUCACGGUGCAGUUGCUCGUAGCAUGGUCAGACACGCAGACUGCUUCGGGCACGCGUUAGGAGAUGGAUUACGCAGCUUACAGUUUUGCAACUACACGUUUGAUGUGUCUAUAAUGGAUAUUUUCCCAACGCUGAGCUUUGGCGGCUGCGUCUGCAUUCCUUCUGAAGCCGACAGAUUCGACAAUAUUUCUUCCUUCAUUCGAAGAUCCAGGGCGGACUUGGCCAUGCUCACUCCAACCGUUGCGGACAUGUUAGACCCAGCAGAAGUAUCCAACCUCCGCACUCUUGUUGUGGGUGGUGAACCGAUGACAGAGGCAGUCAGAAACAAGUGGACGGAUCCUACCAAUGUACCAGAGCGGACGCUGUACAAUGUUUAUGGCCCAACAGAAGCGAGUGUAAACGUCACCACUUUCCGAAUGACUUCGAAGACCCGUCCCUCAACUAUUGGCUCAGCAGUUCUGGGUAGCCAACUGUGGAUCGCAGAGGUUGAUGACUGCGACAGACUAGCGCCUUUGGGCUGUGAUGGGGAAUUGAUUAUCACCGGUCCGUGCCUGGCAGAUGGAUACUUGCAUGCUCCUGAUCAGACUGCCAAAGCCUUUAUCAAGGCUCCUUCGUGGCUUCCUACCCGCUUUGCGUCGACAGCGUACCGGACAGGUGACCUUGCUCGUUUCGCCGCGAAUGGUGUUAUCGAAAUUAUUGGCCGGAUCGAUGCACAAGUUAAGCUCCAUGGUAUUCGAAUCGAGCUGGGAGAAAUCGAAGAGGUUGCUUGUCGAGUUGAACAUGUCAACAGCGCAGUCGCAGUUGUCUCGAACAAGCGCGGCCGUGACGAGAUAUCACUAUUCUAUGAUUCUCUCCACGGUCAAGAUGUCAUGAUUCAGAGAGCGAUUUAUGAACAACUGAAAUGCUCGCUUCCCCCAGCGUUCAUUCCGUCUCUGUAUAUCUGUAGUACGAUACCCAUGACUGGGACCGGUAAGAUUGACCGAAAGGCAAUCGCGCAACAAAUGGAGGGUUAUGAUGCGGAAGAGCUGAGCAGAUUCACUAUCGACGCUCCAAACUCCUCGAAACGGACCCCCGAAACGAUGAAGCAAAGAGAACUGCGAGCACUCUGGAUGCGUGCAUUGCGUGUGAAAGAAGAAGAUGUCUGGCUGGAUACCAACUUCUUCUCCAUUGGAGGAGACUCAGUCGGAGUCAUUGUACUGGUCUCGAUGAUGCAGCGGGCUGGGUACCCGGUCACAUACAAGGACGUCUUCGCCCAACCAAUUUUGGAGCACAUGGCUUUGCUGAUGCACAAAGUCGGUAAAGAAUGCAACGCUCUCGAAGACCCCAAACCCUUCGAGAUGCUGGUAGCUGGACCCAGUAAUCGCCACAGUCUCCAGACCCGUCUCGCGGAUGUGCUGAACAUACCGGCGGGUCAUAUCUGCGAUGCCUAUCCGUGCUCUGAUAUGCAGACUUCACUUAUUGCAGCAUCAUUGCGAACCCCGAAGGCAUAUUGGUGCACCAUCGAUUUAGAACUGGCACCUGAUAUAGAUGCAGAGCGUUUGCUUUCGUCUUGGGAAGCAGUGGUCAUGCAGAAUUCCAUUAUGCGUACGGUGAUCAUUCACACGGAAGAAUAUGGCAACAUUCAAGUUGUCGUUGAUUCAGAUCCUCGGAUAGUCCUUGGCGCCUGGGACAAAGAACGGGUACUGCUCAACAAACCGUUGUCCAGUUACAGCCUCGAUUCCUCUCGUACGGGACGAAAGGUUUUCCGACUAACGAUGCACCAUGUCAUCUAUGACCUGUGGGUACAGGAAGCACUUCUCGGUCAACUCAGUCAAAUAUACAACGGGAAACAAUUGGAAGGCAACCCUUCUUUCAGUCGCUUUAUCCGCUUCGAACAACAGCAAGAUGACUCUGCAGCAUUCUGGAAGAAAUCAGUGCAGGGCGCGUCUGUUGUAAAGUUCCCAAAUUAUCGGACCGUGCAGAACCCGGGCGAGACUUUGAUGACCAUGACUGCAGAGCGUAUGGUGAAGAUACCGCACACAAGAACAUCCGCCCAUUCAAUCGCGACGAUCAUACAUUGCGCAUAUGCACUGGUACUCUCUCGAUACGGUUAUGCGAGCGACGUUUGUUAUCCUUCCGUUCAAUCAGGGCGCAACAUUCCGCUUCAGGCCGCUUCAGAUAUAGUUGGACCGCUCAUGACAACGUCGUUCUUCCGCGCCGACUGCUCGCAUGAUCGUACAGUAGACGAAAUGUUUGAAGACGCCAGUCAGUUCCUUUUGGACGCGGCCAGUCACCAACACGCUGCACAUACGGUCGUUCCUCGAAUAUUUGGCCAGUCAAUAGCAGAGAUGGGCAGCAUGUUGGUGGUCCAACCUCGUACCCGGCUUUCUGAAUCGAAGUUUGACUUGUUCAGUCGUACAGGUACCGAGAUGGCACAGCCUGGACUACUUCUAGUAGCUGUUACGAUCGAAGACGAAAGUAGUGUAAGUUUGAAGAUACAAUAUGCACCCGAGGCAAUGGAAAAGGCUCAUGUUCAGCUGUUCAUGAGCCAUCUACAACGGGCGAUUGAACAGUUGACGGAGCCGCAGAUGGGCACCAAGCGGAGUCUCGGGAGCAUUUCUUUGAUCACUGAGCACGACGAAAAUAUUGCAAUGCGAGGCAGUGGUACGCCAAUGCCCCCCACAGGCACUGUUGUGGAUGCUAUGCGCCAUGUCGCAGCAAAAUACCCCAACGCUAUUGCGAUCAAUGCUCACGAUGGGACUCUGACAUACAGCGAGCUACUGGAUCAAGCAACUAAACUGGCUGCGAUGCUGCGACUCCGCCUCAGGAGACGAGCAGGAUCGGAGGUUCGUAUUGCUGUGUGUUCCGAAAGAAAUGCCAUGGCGGUUGUAAUCCAAGCUGCAAUCUUCAGCAUCAGAGACGCUGCAUUCAUUGCUCUGGAUCCCACAAGUCCCGUGGAGAGAAAUUCGCAGAUCGUGGAAGAUUCAGAUGCCGAUAUCGUACUGUUUUCACCAUGCGCGAUCAAUUCGGCAGAGCACAUUGCCUCAGGCAGAGAUAUCCUGCAGAUAAGCAGGCAGAUAUUGGAUGACUUGCCUGUAGAUAUUGAUCGUGACUCGAAAGAUGCAAAGCCUCACGCGAACAGCGUUGCGUACAUCACUUACACGAGUGGAAGUACUGGUCGCCCCAAAGGCUGUGUUAUGGAGCAUGGACCCCUGGCAAUCACGAUACUCAAGCUUACUGAGUGGAAGGAGAUCGACCCUACGUUCAACACACUCUGGGGAUCCACGUGGAGCUUUGAUGUCCACCUGUCACAAAUAUGGGAGCCAUUGACCACUGGCGGUGCUAUUUGUGUGCCAUCCGAAGAUGAAAUGCACAAGAGUGCCGAGGCUACGCUCACGAGAUACAACGUGCACCACGCUUUCUUCACUCCAACUCAGGCGCACAUGAUUGAGUUCAGCAGGACUCCCUCCCUUCGAUCUCUUGCUAUGGGUGGGGAAUCCAUCAAUUUCAAUCUGUUGCCGCUCUUCGAGGCGGGUUUGCGCGUCUUCAACGAAUAUGGACCAUCAGAAGCAGCCGGCUGCGUUACAGGUCAUGAGCUCACUCUCGGUGAUCAGGAAAAGAACAAGAUCGGUCGAGCGCUGUUCGGCAAUUGCUGGGCCGUCGAGCCUGGCAGUCUCUCUCGUCUGGCCCCGAUUGGAACAAUCGGAGAACUUGUGGCUGGGGGAACCUUAGCUCGAGGUUAUCUAAAUCGACCAGAGAUGACGCGUGAGGCCUUCUUCGAUAGCCCAGUGUGGGUGCGCGGACUGUGUCCACGGCUGUACCGCACGGGCGAUUUAGUGUGCCAGGAUCUCGACGGCUCAUUCCGGUAUCUUGGUCGCGCAGAUACGCAAGUCAAGAUCAACGGGGUACGAAUCGAGGUUGCAGAGAUUGAGAGUGCCAUUACCGAAGUAGACCCGAGCGUCAAUGCAAUCGUUGCAGCCCUUGAUUCUGGUAAUGAAGAAAGAACCAAAAUCCUGGUGGCAUUUAUUAGCGAGGAUUGCUACAAGGGGCCGUCAUCUUCCAUCAGAAAAACCAUAUUUGAAGAUGAUUGUGCGAACAUCCGUGGCAAAUUGGCGCGAAUCCUCCCCAGGACAAUGAUUCCACGUGUUUGGAUCCCGCUGUCCAACGCCCAAAGGACAUCGACAGGAAAGGUAAAUCGCAAGGCUGUCCAGGAAGUUUUCCAAACACACAUGCAGACGUUGUCAACGGAGAAACGCCCAAAGAGCAAUGAGGUAUUCACGGACGCCGAGAAUAUCGUACGGAAUCUCUGGGCUUCUGUGUUGAAAUGCGACCAGUCUGAACUCAACAAGUCCACCAGUUUCUUUGAUCUCGGCGACUCCAUUACGGCGAUUGGACUGGUCGCUGCUGCGGCUAGACUCGGACAUCAUGUGUCUGUGGCGUCUAUAUACAAGAAUUCAGGGUUAUCGGAGAUGGCUCUCUUGAUGCAAGACAACAAGUCCCCUGAUUCCUUAUUGAUACGACAGGACCCGCCAGCGUUUUCCCUACUCUGUCAUGAUGCACUCAGCUUAGCCAAGGAAGAUCUGGAAGAGAACAUGCCAGAUCACACAACAAUAGAGGACAUUUUCCCUGUCACUCCACUCCAGGAAGUGGCCCUUGUAUCGAAUCACAGAUGGCAUCGUGCCUACUACGCAUGGUUUGUCAUCGAGGUGACUGGUGGUCACGACCUAUCCAAGCUUCGAGCUGCGUGCAAUCAAGUUGUGGAAAUACACCCUGUGCUUCGGACUCUUUUCUUCCAGAGUGGGGCCACCUUGUACCAAGCGCAAGUUCAGAAUAUGGCGGUUGACUACCAAGAAAUUCUUUGGAAUAGUGACAUGUCACAUGUACCUCAUCUCAUCGAAGAGAGCUGCCCAGGUGAACCGUCAGCUUGCUACAACCCGACUCGAUUUCGCUUGCUACAGCAUACAACGACCCAUGGUCUAUUGGCUAUUGGAUUGAGCCACGCUCAGUACGAUGGGAUAUGUCUAUCAAGUGUCUUGGACAACCUGAUCGCCAUCUACAAUGGAAGUACGAUAGCACCACAGCCAAGCUUCUCGCGUCUCGUCCAGCUUUUGAAUCUACAAACCCAGGUCGCCGAAGCGCAGGCCUUCUGGAGCACAAGACUUCAUGGCAGCACCAUGACAAAUCUUGUCAGAUGCCCGAACACCAGCCGUCCGCUACUAGACCGCAAAGUCACCGCGUAUAUAAGCCUGCCCAAUCCGUCAACAACAGAGCGGAGAGUUCACGCUUCGCUUUGCCUUGCCUGGGCCAUUACCUUGGAAGCCGCAACUGGUGUCUCUGACGUAGUCUUCGGGACCCUCACUUCCGGGCGCAGUGCUCCAAUCCAGGAUGUAUAUUCCAUGACUGGACCAUGUAUUACCACGAUCCCGGUACGUGUCAACUUGGGCGCGCAACAAUCUAUCAAUUCCAGCAAAGAUACCAUGACGAUCGGCGAGGCUCUUGAUCAGGUACAUGGAGAACAUAUCGAGACCCAAUCGUUUGAGCAUCUAGGGCUCCGGAGGAUAGUCAAAAGCUGCACGGAUUGGCCAUCUACAACGCGCUUCUCUAGUAUGGUCCAAUAUCAGAAUAUCGACCCUUGGGAUCCAUCUUCAGAUUCAUCCUUCCCCUCAAAGCCCGGAUCAGACGGCGUUCUGCAAUGGAAAAACCGGGGCUCGAUAGCGUACAAGGGCCUAUGUGAUGAGGUGGACGUAUGGGUAACGGGCGUGUCGAGGGGGGAGAAUAGGACAGACUUGACCAUGCUCUUCAGUGAGGAGACGUUGCCCAAAGAAGCCGCAGAGAACUUGCUUUGUGUCCUGACUGUCAACUUCGAAUCCAUACUGAAGGGCGCUCAAGAAAGUGUCACAGAGCUCUCCGAAAAGUCAAUAAAGCGUCUGGGUGGCGUUCGACUCCCGAUCGAGGCUCGCCGGGAACUGCGAAGGAUUACUCAAGCUGAGGCCGCCACUAUCAUCCAGGAAGCUCUACCGAGAACAUCCCGCUCGCUUCAGGCAAUAUGGUGCCGGGUGCUAGGUCUUGCACCGGAAAAACAGUUUGCACCUUCGGAUUCGUUCUACAUGCAAGGUGGUGAUUCAAUUGGGGCAGCCAUGGUCGCCGGACUUGCGCAAGCACAAGGUUUCUCAUUGAGUCCUCAAGACGCAGUUGAAUGUGAGACUUUUGGUGAACAAGUCCGGAGGAUCGAGCAGGGCUCUCACAGCAUGGCAAAGACGAACGCAUUGGAGUGGGAUGUCACUGAUAUGACGGCAGAAUCUUAGCCAAGAUAAUUUGAUUUAUUAUUUCCUUCUUACGGUGUAGCUCUCUUGCAGGUCUAUAGAGAUGAGUACAAUGUAUAAUAUAACGAGAGGAGAUUGUAGUGCUUUACUAGGUAGAAGCUUCUUUUUAGUUGAGUCUUCGAUGCGGCCGGACGCGAUACCAAGGAUUACCGUGCCGGACGGCGAAACGCCCGCUCCGCCCCACCAAAUCUACUACAAA